ACAUUUAUUCUGAAGAAUUCAUGUAAGUGCAACAAAAAUACAUGCUUUAAAUUUCUGCUUUUAAACCCUUGAGUGCACUUGCCCCAUAGACUUGUAUUGUAAGUGCAUUAGUUUAAACAUGAUUUUGGUUUGUUUUUACAUACUAAGUGAAAUGCAGCCACAGUUAUUUUCUGUGAUUUGCGACUGAAGGCCACAGAAGCUCUUUAAAGAGUUGUUGAAUCCAGAACAUAAGUUUCAAGCUCAGGGCUGGUAACCCGUUUCUGGUUAGAUCCCUGCAAGGAGGGAGCCACAAACCAUCACUAUUCUAUUCUAUUCUAGCACACAUUUUGUAACAUGUCUCUCUCUGGUGUGUGUAGGUUCCUCAGUGGUGUGUGGAGUAUGCACUGUCUCAUGAGUUCUCUCAGGGUUUAGUUUGCUGUUGUCAGCCAUACGCUGCGGCCGCCUGCAGUCUUGCACUCAGAGUAGCAGAUGAGAUGGACUUAAGUUUGGGGUUAGAGGUCGGCUACAGGGUCCCACAUGAAGACGGCUGCACUCCUGACACUAUACUACGGUUUGUGACAGACUCUCUACUGCUAGAGGAAAUGAUGUCAGAUCCUCUGCUGAGGCAGUACAGUGUUCUGGUCAUCGAUGAGGCUCAGGAGCGGACGGUAGCGACUGACGUUCUGUUGGGUCUGUUGCUUGAUGUGUGUCGUCAGCGCUCUGAUCUGAGGGUGGUGGUCCUCACCGCACCUGCCGUUGCUCAAACCUUCACCGGGUUCUUGGGAGAGAGCGUCCCUCACCUGAGCAUCCCCUCAGAAACAAAGACACUGGAAAUUCUGUACCGAGAGCUGCCGACAGGACGCAAUCUGACCACUGCUUCCUGUCAGAUGAUACUGGAUCUGCACCGCAGGGGAGGGGAAGGCGACAUACUCGUGUUUCUGCCCAGUGUGCAGGAGAUAAAUGAGUGUUGUGUAGUGUUAGAGAAAGAGUGUGUGGCUCUGAGCGCUCAUCUGGGGUCACUGCGGGUCAUUUCACUCCACACUGGAGACGGUGCUUCAUCACAGCAGGUUUAUGAAUCUGAGAGCACUGAAGACAAACAUCAGGACAAGGAGGCGGCUGGUCUCGAGGUGUCUGGUGCUCCAUCUCUUAGGCGAAGGGUCAUCCUCACAAAUGUGUUAGGAGAAGCUUCAUUCUCACUCAACAACAUCCGAUAUGUCAUCGACAGCGGUGUUCACCUCAAGACUAUCUACAACCCUCAAAUUAGAGCUGAUUCUCAAAUUCAGAGACCAAUCAGUAAACAGCAGGCCGACACACGUGCAGAUAGGGUUAACAGCAAACUACCAGGUGUGUGUUUUCGCCUGUACUCUCAGUCAGUCUAUGAAGAGGGAAUGUCUGAAUGUCGCUGCCCGGCUGUGACAGAAGCAAACCUCAGUCAUCUGGUGCUGCUGCUCAAGAGACUGGACAUCGCUGACAUGGGCCAGUGCAAAUUUCUGGACCGGCCAGCUCCUGAAGCCCUCAUGCAGGCUCUGGAGGAUCUGGAUUAUUUAGCAGCUCUUGAUGAUGAUGGGAAUCUUUCAGAAGUAGGAAUCAUCAUGUCAGAACUUCCUCUUGAACCUCUGUUAGCUAAAGCUCUGAUCGCAUCCUGUGAAUUUGACUGUGUCAAUGAACUCCUCACCAUUGCUGCCAUGCUGACCGCGCCACCAUGUUUUUUACCUCCUCCAGCAAACAAAGAGGAGGUGGCAGCAACUCACAGACACCCCCUGCUGCAUCCAGAAGGAGAUCACAUGACCCUCAUUAAUGUCUAUAAUGCCUAUGUGCAGCAUAAUGAAGAUGAGAUCUGGUGCAGGACAAACUUCUUAAAUGUCUCUGCAUUACGAUUGGCUGUGGUAAUAAGGGCGGAGCUACUGGAGGUGAUGCAGCGAAUCGAGUUGCCUGUGUCUCCACCAGCCUUUGGUUGCCAGGACAACAGCACCAAUAUAAAGAGAGCUCUGAUCUCAGGGUUCUUCUUAAAGGUUGCUCAUGAUGUUGAUGGUUUGGGAAACUAUCUGUUGCUCACUCACCAUCAUGUUGCUCACCUCCACCCAUUCUCAUCAUACCUGUGUCGCUGUCCACGGCCCAACCCGCCAAACUGGGUCCUUUACCACGAUUUCACCAUCUCCCACGACAACUGCAUCUGUGUCGUAUCUGAGAUUCACCCUCAAAUGUUGGUGGAACUGGCUCCUCAGUACUAUCUAGGUAAUCUUCCGUCGAGUGAAGGUCGAGAUCUUCUGAUGGAGUUCAGACAGAGUUUAUUUCCUCCAGAAGAUCAGAACACAAACUCUCAGGAGAAAAGCCAUGAAGCAGAAGCUCAUGAUCAGUACAGCACAGAGAUGUGUGUCAUAAACUGAGCAACAGAACACUUGGGGAUUAUACUGCAGUAAGUGAAACACACGCGAUCUGCUCAUCCAGCAGCUUUGUCUUGUGCAAUGAACUCUAGAUGAGAUGUCCGAGAUCAACAGCCUCAAUGAAUCGAACAUGGGUCAGAGUUUUCAUCAGGCCCACUUUUCUUUCUAUAUUUGAAGUGCUAUAAAUUAUAUAUUUUUAAUAGUGAUGUAAUGGGAUGUUUCUGAAUCAGUUAAGGGAAACGCAGUAUCAGCCCUUCUAGAACCAACCCAAUGACGUUAAAUUGCGUUAUUCUGUUGAAAUGACACGGUUGUCUGUGUAUACAUCAGAUUCGACUGAUACUCACUCAAACUCCAUGAAACACGUGAAGGGUUUUAUUUGCUCCCUGCACUUCUAAAGUUUUAAAUUAUUAUUUUUAAAUUCAUCUUCAUUGGACAUUUACUGACAGAACACAAUGAUAAUCAAUGUAUUGAACCUUAAUUGAUGGAUUUUGUAAAUCUGAUGACAGAUUAUCAAUGAUUAACACUGGAUUUCUUUUUUUCUUUUUUUUUUUUUUUUAUCUUGUUGCACCGUCUCUCAGCUCACUGGCAAUUCUGUGCAUAAACUGUGUGUACAAAUACCGGAUUUUAAUACAAUUGAAAACGUUCACACUUAUUAAAAGUUGUUGGGCAUCCAUUUGCAAUUUUUAUUUUAAUUAAUGUAUUUAAGUUCAUGCAUCAAUGCUUAUAUCACCCUUAACUCUAUAAAUGCCAUGGAAAGAAAAUUUAUAAUCUAAUGUUCCCAGGAUGGAAACAAGGUAAAACACAUAUACUGGUUAAUGUAGGAUUGCAAAACAUGUUGAUCCCUGUAUUUAGUGACAGACAGUUGUUA
Messenger RNA from Xyrauchen texanus (razorback sucker), 3231 nucleotides. Its product is annotated as ATP-dependent RNA helicase DQX1-like. The transcript has 10 exons. Gene Ontology annotation, cellular component: spliceosomal complex; intracellular anatomical structure. Gene Ontology annotation, molecular function: RNA binding. The record is from RefSeq and is a predicted model, not a curated record. The coding region runs from base 474 to 2366 and encodes 630 amino acids. NCBI's taxonomy places the organism in Eukaryota, Metazoa, Chordata, Actinopteri, Cypriniformes, Catostomidae.